AUGACUUACGUUCAUGAUGAAUCAGAAACUUUAUCUGAUAUUGAUGAUGAAGAAGUUGAUUUGUACAUUGAUGAUGAGGAGGGGAAGCAUAUCAAGAAGAUACUGUGGGAAACAACAUAUAGGGAGUAUCUUGAGGAGCAGGCAGCCAAGGAAGCAGCUGCAGCAGCUAGCAAGAAAGCUUUUGAGGCAAAAUUUGAAAACUGUUCGGAGGAUAUACUAGCGGCAAGAGAGCUUGCUGCAUCUUCUACUGAAGCUGUGGCAAAAUCCAAAAAGGAAAUGAGACAGAAACGAGCUUAUGAGGCAAAAAAUACAAGGCCAGCUCAAUCUGCUGCAGAGGCCUUUGGCCAAAUGUCUAAUAAAAAAAGGAAUUUGCAGGGUCUCAAAUCUAAAGUCAAUUUUAAACUCCUGAAUGAAUUGUUUGAUGAAAUGGAUACGCAGGAAAAUACCGAUGGUCUCAAGAAAUAG
Messenger RNA from Glycine soja, 465 nucleotides. RefSeq lists its product as uncharacterized. The coding region runs from base 1 to 465 and encodes 154 amino acids. NCBI's taxonomy places the organism in Eukaryota, Viridiplantae, Streptophyta, Magnoliopsida, Fabales, Fabaceae. The record is from RefSeq and is a predicted model, not a curated record. The transcript is spliced from 6 exons.